UCCAGCGACAUAUGACCCUUAAGGAGGAUUAAGAGGGUUCAAUGUUUGGAGGCUGGUUUGUUGCUUUGGUAUGAAAAACUUGACUUAUGAUGCAAGAAAAUAUUCUCUGUAAAGGAAUUUAAAAUAUUACUAAGACUUAUUAAUAAUAAAAAAAAAUAUUGUGACCAGUUUGGGGCUUCUAAGGUCCUUGGAUUUAGCGGCAAAAGAAUAAUCUAAGAACAACAAGUUUACCCUGAGACAGGCUUAACAUCAAUUAAAUACCGAAAAUAAGCAAAAGUCUUGGGGCUCUAUCAACUAUUGUUAGUAAAUUUGUAUGAAAUUUAGUGUCAUCACCUUAAAAAAAUUAAGCGAAUACUGCAGAAUCUAUAAUUAUCUAUAAAUCUAUAAUAAAUAGUGUUUGUGCAAACUGGUGGUGUUCAAUUACUUUAUUAUUUACUUUAUUAGAAUCAGCUAUAGAAUUGAACUGUGUUCAAGGUUGCUUUCACGAUCCUUAAAUCUGUCAGGUCGUCCUUAAAUUAACCAGGAAAUGCAGGGAAGGCAAUUGAGAAAUAUUGGUAAAACAGAAGCAACAGAGGGACAAAUGAAAUGCACGCGUUAGCAAAUAAAACAAAAAAAAAAGGACUUAACAAAAAUGGGAAAUUGGUCAAGACAAAGAAAAGUGAGAGUUUUGAGAAUUACGCAAUCUGUUAACCAAAGAAGCGCACUCCUCAUAAAGGACAAAUUAAAAUAAGUAAAAAAAAAAAAAAAAAAAAAAAUCCAAAUCAAUCCUAGUAAUUGUCUUUGUUUUUGAGCGUCAUCCAGCUGUGGGUUUGUCAGAGGUGGUACAUUCCACAUCCUGCUCUCAAACCCACAGCCGUUCUCUCUGCUAAAGCCUCCAACACACCCACAGCUUUUCCUGGAGCUCUUCCUCACCUCCUCUGGGUAUAUAAGCAACUCCUGGAAAGGAUCAGCAGGUCACCCCGGACCAAAUCAGCAAUUCUGCACAGCUCAGACCAUUCCUUCACCCGACAUUUUCAAGGUAUUUCAAGCGUUUUUGUGAGCCUGAACCAUCACCACCAUGUCUGAUACCACCACCACCCCAACCUCCCCCCCUGCCCCCGCACCUCCUCCCUCCAAGGGGAACAGGCGCGGCCGAAAAGCCGGUCCCGCUGACAACUCUAACUCUGAAUUUGCCAACUUUCCUGAAGUAGAGUAUUUUAUUGCACCAGGACCGAGAGGAUACCCACCCCUGACAGAGUUCCUGGACAUCUGGGAAGUGGAUAUGAUGAGGAGAACUGAUGAGAGCAACAAGUUAGAGCACCACACUGCGCUCUACAACUCGGAACAUCUCGUCAUUCGCAGAGCACAAGAGUUCCAGAUCAAGCUGACCUUCAAUCGGCCCUACAAGCCCAAUGAAGACAAGUUUGCAGUGGAGUUUACCAUUGGCUCAAGUCCACAGUUCAGCAAAGGCACUUACAUCCCUGUAUUCUUCACAAAGGACCGUCAGAGUGCAUGGGCAGGCCGCAUCAUUGCAAGCUCAGAUAACGUCAUCACUGUAGGCAUCACUCCUGGAACAAAUUGCAUCGUGGGGAAGUACAACUUAUACGUUGCAGUGGUCACACCUUAUGGCGUCCGCAGGACACGACCAGACAAGAGCAGAGAGAUGUACAUCCUCUUUAACCCCUGGGCAAAAGAUGAUGCUGUGUUCCUGGAUGAUGAGAUGGAGAGGGAGGAGUGUGUGAUGAAUGAGAUGGGCAUCAUCUACCAUGGAGCUUACAACGACGUUGCUGAAAGAAGUUGGAACUAUGGACAGUUCAACUUUGGAGUCCUGGAUGCUUGUCUCUUCGUCUUGGAUCAGUCAGAAAUGCCCAUCAUCAACAGAGGAGACCCCAUCAAAGUGGCCAGACAAGCUUCUGCCAUGAUGAAUUCUCAAGAUGACAAUGGUGUGUUGGUUGGAGAUUGGAGUGGUGACUACCUCUACGGAGUGUCACCCACUUCCUGGACCGGCAGUACAGACAUCCUGAUCAGCUAUGCCAGAAGCAAAACACCCGUCCGCUAUGCUCAGUGCUGGGUCUAUGCUGGCGUCUUCAACACAUUCCUGCGGUGUCUGGGCAUCCCGUCUCGGGUCGUUACCAACUUCUUCUCUGCACAUGACAACGAUGGAAAUCUGAAGACAGACAUCAUCUUAGACGAAAACGGCAGAAUUGACAGAAACCGCACCAGGGACUCUGUAUGGAACUACCAUUGCUGGAAUGAGUGCUACAUGUCUAGGCCCGACCUCCCCCAGGGCUAUGGUGGCUGGCAGAUUGUGGAUGCAACUCCACAGGAGACCAGCGAUGGUCUGUACAGAUGUGGACCAGCAUCAGUCCAUGCAAUCAAACAUGGAGAGAUAUGCUUCCCCUUUGAUGCAGCCUUUGUGUUUGCUGAGGUUAACAGCGAUGUGGUGUUUUAUUCCCGAAGGAAAGACGGGACUAUGGAUCUUGUCAAAGUCAAUCGCACUCACAUAGGCCGCAUGGUUUUGACCAAAGCUCCAGGGGACGAGACUCGCCGUGACAUCACCAAUCAAUACAAGUUUCCUGAGGGCACCACAGAGGAGAGGACUGUCCUGGAAAAGGCAGAGGAGUACGGCUGCCAACGCAUAAAGGCUGACCCACCCCUGGCUGAUGUGGACCUGACUCUGCCAACUCUGGAGAUCAGUGUCGGCGAUGACUUUGAGUUGGAUCUGGAGUUUGUAAACCGUAGUAAGGAAAAGCGAACAGUGGAGGCUUACAUCAGCGGGAGUGUGGUUUACUAUACUGGUGUUUCCGGCCAUGAGUUCCUCUUCAGAACUCCUACUGUACAAAUUGGGCCACAAAAAAGUGUCAAGGAGCUGGUGCAGAUUGAGUCCAAAAAGUACAUGCAGCACCUGGUGGAACAGGGCAACCUCAACUUUAUUGUAACAGGGAAGAUCAAAGAGACGGGCAGGAUCAUCACUGCAACCAAACUUGUUGCUCUACACAACCCCAAACUCACUGUGGAGGUUUCUGGAAACGCCAAAGUGAAUGAAGAGAUGAUGGUGACUGUGGAGUUCACCAACCCCUUCAGCUUCAGCCUUGAAGACGUGAACGUUCGCAUGGAAGGACCCGGAGUCAUGCUGCCGAGACGCAAAACUUUCAGUCUGAUUCUUGGAAACUCCAAUCUGACCUGGACUGAGCAGUUCAGCCCUCUAAGGGCCGGCAAAACCAGGAUCAUUGCCACUCUGGACUGUCCUUCUCUGCGGCAGGUCGACGGUCAGGUGUCCUUUACUGUUGAACCCUGA
Molecule: messenger RNA, 3277 nt
Organism: Oryzias melastigma (Indian medaka)
Lineage: Eukaryota; Metazoa; Chordata; Actinopteri; Beloniformes; Adrianichthyidae
Product: coagulation factor XIII A chain
Exons: 15
Coding region: 1058-3277 (739 amino acids)
Biological process (GO): peptide cross-linking; blood coagulation, fibrin clot formation
Molecular function (GO): protein-glutamine gamma-glutamyltransferase activity
Source: RefSeq, a predicted model, not a curated record